Molecule: messenger RNA, 972 nt
Organism: Babjeviella inositovora NRRL Y-12698
Lineage: Eukaryota; Fungi; Ascomycota; Pichiomycetes; Serinales
Exons: 1
Coding region: 142-495 (117 amino acids)
Source: RefSeq, a predicted model, not a curated record
GGUUUCAGAAACCAACCAUGUUGUAAAAGUACAAUAGCCAGUAUCCUAUAUAAAGAUAUGCUUCCCACCUACAGAUGAGACAAAUACGGCCCGAAAUUUUAGAAUCUUCUAACCUAACUUUGUACCUCUUUCACACGUAUAAUGUCUACUUCUCCUACCGCUGCUAAUCAAAUUUCCUGGAGAUUGCAAAAGCUCAAGGAAAGACAGCUUGCCGCCAAGAACAAAGCUGCUGGUGAUGCUACUACCCCUUCCCCAUCGGGCCUCACCAAGUCACCGAAGACUUUCCACUUGAAUGACACCUCUUCUACUUCCUCUCUUGGCUCCACCGACAAACGUGAUUCUAUUAUCGGCUCCAAGUCCUUCGCUACGUUGGAUACUGCCAGCUCUGCUCACAGCGAUGGACUUGGUGGUAAUGUUACCCGCAAGUUCAACCUCUCACACACCCGUGUUAACGAGUCAGAUAGUGAGGAUGAAGUCGCUUUCGUUCUUUACUAAGAAUACCUCCCGACUUCGAUUAAUGUCCCCUUCAAUAUCCUUGCUAUAUUAUUCAAAAUUGAUUAUUCCAUAACGCGUGUCCUUCUACAAUUCAUCUGUCCUCUCAUUGCUCUGCGCUAAUCCAAACCCACCCAAUAGCUUAUAUCGAUAUCCAGCCCAGAAACGUUAUGGAUUUCAUGACUCCACUCGUCUAAUCCCAGUCUCCACGAAAACGUUGGAACGAAACAGGACCCCCAAAACCUUUGAGCCCUCACACUGAAAAGGGCUUGGAAACACAAGAAGGUGCUCUUUAUUCCCCUUGAGACCCUCGCUUACCUCCGGUUUUCAGAUGUACCCAUGCCAAGAACCGUUGAAGUCUUGUGGUAUAAUAAAAAGUUAAGAAUAUUAUAUCUGAAUACUCCAUAACACAGCAGGCAUGUGUGAUUGCUGUAAAUAGCUAUAUAUAAUCAUAGACGGUUAAUUAAAACAAGAUCCCUG